AAGACACUUACGGGAAAAAUGGGUUUUCUAUGCUCAUAGACGAGGGAGGAGUUAUGAUAGAUAUGUUUGGAGCAGUCUUCGCAGCACCUGCUGUAGGGGAAAAAGGAUAUCUCGAUGUCAAAGUAGAAAUUACUACGCCAGGAGGGCACUCCAGCAUACCGCCGCCAAAUCAGCAUACGGGAAUUGGUUUGCUUUCGGAAAUCAUCGUUCUCCUCGAAAAUAAUACGAUACCGCCACGUCUAUCAAGAUCCCAACCAAUAUAUUCCUCUCUCCAUUGCUUAGCAGAACAUGGUCCAGAUGUUCCUUCGGUUCUUAGAAGGGCUAUACAAAAGUCGUGGGAUUCGAAUAGAGCGCUGCAUCGAGUGGAAGAGAUCAUAUUCCGAGACAAUACCAUCAAGAGUACUGUAUGUCAAAUGUAUCCAUCUAUUCAAGCUCCAUCAAGGCCUGACACUUUGGUAAGUUGGGCUAUUGUAAAUACGCGUAUUGCCACAGAUUCCUCCCUAGUAGCUGUCAAGUCACACUACCGAACACUUUUGAAGGAUUUCGCCGUCACUCACAAUAUCACUUUCAUCGCCUUUGGCGACACUGUUGUUGAUAAGGGAUCCAUACCAAAAAUCGAGAUCUCAGAUGCUUGGGGGAAUGGACUGGAACCGGCGCCAGUGACACCUGUAAAUGCAGCACCGUACCGGUUGCUCGCCGGUAGUAUUCUAGCCACCGAAGAAGCUCGAGGUAAUGGUACAUUGGCAUCAAAGCCUGUCUACGUCAUGCCUUCUGUCAUGUCAGGUAAGGGACUCCUACAGGAUCCGUUCAUCUCUAACACGAGUAUGAUAGGGAAUACGGACACACGCCGAUACUGGAACUUGACACCCCAUAUAUUCCGCUAUUCUCAUCUAAGGGCAGAAGAUUUCCUAGGUAUACACACCGUAGAUGAGCAUAUUCGUGCCAGUGGAAUAGUUGGGAGCGUGCGGUUCUUUGCAAACCUCUUGCUGAAUGCAGAUGAAGCAACUGAUCUUUGA
Acaulospora colombiana is the source of this 1016-nucleotide messenger RNA. Lineage: Eukaryota; Fungi; Glomeromycota; Glomeromycetes; Diversisporales; Acaulosporaceae. The record is from the annotation of a GenBank genome assembly.